AUGUCUGCUACCGAGAAUGUACUUCCGCCUGGUGAUCCCGCGCCCGAGCUACUCGACGGGCGUCUCUGGGUUGACGGCUGUUUUGACUUCUUCCACCAUGGACAUGCUGGUGCUGUAGUUCAAGCUCGGCAGCUGGGCGACGAACUCUACGUUGGCGUCCACUCCGACGAGGCCAUCCUCGAAAACAAGGGGCCUACGGUUAUGAACCUCAAAGAGCGCCUCCUCGCCAUCGACGCCUGCCGCUGGGUGACCAAGUCGAUCGCGCACGCGCCCUACGUCACGCAGCUCGACUGGAUAAGCCACUUCGGGUGCCGGUACGUGGUGCACGGGGACGACAUCACGUCGGACAGCGGCGGCGAGGACUGCUACCGCUUCGUCAAGGCGGCCGACCGCUUCCGCGUCGUUAAGCGCACGCCCUCCAUCUCCACCACCGACCUCGUCGGCCGCAUGCUGCUGUGCACCCGCGGCCACUUCAUCCACUCGCUCGAGCGCACCCUCGCCGGCCUCGAAGGGCCCGGCACCGAGGCCGAGCGCCGCGCCGAGGGCCAGGCUAUGACGGAGCGUGUCCGGCUGUAUGCGACAGAUGAGACGGCGAAGCGGGCUGGUGCGGAUGUCUGGUUUUGGGGCGCCGACAAUGGGUUCAGGGAGCUGUUCAAGGGUGUGGGACCGAAGCCGGGGCAGAGGGUGGUCUAUGUGGAUGGUGGGUUUGAUCUGUUUUCGAGCGGGCACAUCGAGUUCCUGCGGUUGGUGACCGAGGCGGAGGAGGAGCUGGCUAGGAAAGACGGCUGGUACUCGGAGCAGGCUGUGGACGAGAGGAAAGGCAAGGGCGCCGACUACGGCCCGGUGUUCGUCGUGGCGGGCGUCCACGACGACGAGGUCAUCAACAAGUGGAAGGGUGUCAACUAUCCCAUCAUGAACAUUUAUGAGCGCGGUCUCUGCGUUUUACAGUGUCGGUACGUCAACGCUGUCAUCUUCGGCGCCCCCUUUACGCCCACCAAGAGCUACCUCACUUCGCUUCCGUGGGGCACACCGGAUGCUGUCUACCACGGCCCGACAUCCUUCAUGCCCUUUACCGAGGACGUCUACACAGAGCCCAAGGAGAUGAGCAUCUACCGCGAAAUCGGCCACCACGAGUUCGAGGACGUCAAUGCCGGGACCAUUGUGCAGAGGAUAAUGAAGAGCCGAGACCUUUACGAAGCUCGACAGAAGGCCAAGGAGAUGAAGGCCCGAUCUCGAAGCUGCCCACAAGGAGCGCGAGUUGCUCGAGGAAGAGCAGCGCAAGAAGGAGGCGGCGCGAUGAAAUAA
This is a messenger RNA of Chaetomium globosum CBS 148.51, 1305 nucleotides long. RefSeq lists its product as uncharacterized. NCBI's taxonomy places the organism in Eukaryota, Fungi, Ascomycota, Sordariomycetes, Sordariales, Chaetomiaceae. Bases 1 to 1305 code for a protein of 434 amino acids. Gene Ontology annotation, molecular function: ethanolamine-phosphate cytidylyltransferase activity. The record is from RefSeq and is a predicted model, not a curated record. The transcript is spliced from 5 exons. Gene Ontology annotation, biological process: phosphatidylethanolamine biosynthetic process. Gene Ontology annotation, cellular component: cytoplasm.